This is a messenger RNA of Botrytis fragariae, 1337 nucleotides long. RefSeq names its product putative gtp cyclohydrolase-2 protein. The record is from RefSeq and is a predicted model, not a curated record. The transcript is spliced from 2 exons. Gene Ontology annotation, molecular function: GTP cyclohydrolase II activity. NCBI's taxonomy places the organism in Eukaryota, Fungi, Ascomycota, Leotiomycetes, Helotiales, Sclerotiniaceae. Gene Ontology annotation, biological process: riboflavin biosynthetic process. Bases 1 to 1188 code for a protein of 395 amino acids.
AUGCCGGACCUCAACGCAACCUCACCCUCCACUCGUCCUCAACAAUGGAGCCAUACCCCUCAUGAAUCAUCGGAUGAAGUCCCCUCUCUCCCACCCUUCUAUUCACCUCGCCCAAUACCAGUCUCCCGCGCAAUAUCAGAACUUGACUUAAAUCAACUCGAUGUAUCUAAUCUCUCUCUCACUCGUCGUGAUGAUACGUCCUCGCAGCUUUCCGAUCACAAUGAAUCAUUACCCGAUCUCGUCUCCCCAGCCUUUACACCCCCUUCCACACCCGGCACAUCCACACCUUCAUCUCUCGCACAUCGUCCUGCAAGAUCAGUACCUGUAGACUCGAGUACACCAGCUGGAGGAUGUGGUUCAAAAAAACCAAAACUGUUAAAGAGACUACCAGAGGUCAACUGUGUAGUUCGCGCACGAAUUCCUACAACUACUGGAACUGAAAUGUUUCUGCACUUAUACCAAAACGAUGAGGAUAAUAAAGAGCAUCUAGCCAUAGUAUUUGGAAACAAAAUACGCAGUCAAAGCUUGGAUGCUGUACGAGAAGGAGAAACGGAAAUGGACAGGCUGAUACGUGGGGCAUACACGGGAAGAUUAUUUCCAGGUCGCACUACAAGUAGCAUGCCUCCUUCGGCGAAGGAUCGAGAACAGCAAGAAGACAAGACCGAGGCACCACUGGUUAGAAUUCAUUCGGAAUGCUACACGGGAGAGACUGUAUGGUCUGCUAGAUGCGAUUGCGGUGAGCAAUUGGAUGAAGCUGCAAGAUUAAUGUCUUUACCCAAUUCGUCCGGGCAAGCCGCGGGUGGUAUCAUAAUCUAUUUGCGACAAGAGGGAAGAGGUAUUGGCUUGGGAGAGAAACUGAAGGCAUACAAUUUACAAGAUUUGGGAUCUGAUACUGUGGAAGCAAAUCUACUUCUGAGACAUCCGGCAGAUGCUCGCAGCUAUGGAUUGGCUACUGCUAUGUUGAAAGAUUUAGGAGUUGAGGAAAUCAAACUUUUGACGAACAAUCCGGAUAAGAUACGAGCAGUCGAGGGGCCAAAUCGAGAAGUGGUGGUAAAAGAGAGAGUCGCCAUGGUUCCUUUGGCUUGGAGUGGAAAGACUGGUGGAAUUCGCAGUCAGGAGGUAGGCGGGUAUCUAAAAACUAAGAUUGAGAAGAUGGGACACAUGCUUCAAAUGAACGAAGCAUCAUGAUAAAUGAAUUUUGAGAUAUCAAUGCCAUCUUCCAACGAAAUGUGGAAAACAUAAAAAUCAUCUCUCCUUGAGCGGCACGAGAUUCCGAUUUGCAAUGGGCUUUGGGCUGCGCAUUGAGCUGAACAUCACGGCGGUGUAAAUCGGCGUUU